AUGUCUUCACCCGAGGCCCGUGCUGGAGUAAAGCGACCUCGCACUCAGUCGCUUCCCCCUCCGGCGCUCCCACAGCUUGUUGCCGAACAGAAUGUCCCGAUCCCCCCUGCAGACAAGGACUCCCAGCGUUUAAUCGUUGUCCUGUCUAAUGCCAGCCUCGAGACGUACAAAGCAUCCCACGGCGGAACUGGUCGGAAUGGCGUCCAGAGAGAGGAGAAGUACUCGCUGCUGAACAGUGACGAGCAUAUUGGAGUCAUGCGCAAGAUGAACCGCGAUAUCAGUGACGCGCGCCCUGACAUUACUCACCAGUGUCUUCUCACCCUGCUCGACUCACCUAUCAACAAGGCUGGCAAACUUCAGAUUUACAUCCACACUGCCAAAGGUGUCUUGAUUGAAGUAUCGCCCUCGGUUCGCAUUCCGCGAACUUUCAAACGCUUUGCUGGUUUGAUGGUCCAACUGCUGCACCGUCUGUCUAUCCGCUCCACCAACUCGCAGGAGAAGCUCUUGCGUGUCAUCCAGAAUCCCAUCACCGACCACCUGCCUCCCAACUGCCGCAAGGUUACACUCAGCUUCGAGGCCCCCUUGGUGAAGUGCAGGGACUACAUCGAUACCUUGGGUCCGAAGGAGAGUGUUUGCGUCUUUGUGGGUGCCAUGGCGAAAGGUGCAGAUACUUUUGCCGAUGGCCUCGUGGACGAGAAGAUAUCCAUCAGCAACUACAGCUUGUCAGCUAGUGUUGCCUGCAGCAAGUUCUGUCAUGCCGCCGAGGACUGCUGGGACAUUCAGUAA
Molecule: messenger RNA, 786 nt
Organism: Colletotrichum gloeosporioides
Lineage: Eukaryota; Fungi; Ascomycota; Sordariomycetes; Glomerellales; Glomerellaceae
Product: Ribosomal RNA small subunit methyltransferase NEP1
Exons: 3
Coding region: 1-786 (261 amino acids)
Biological process (GO): rRNA base methylation
Cellular component (GO): nucleolus; small-subunit processome
Molecular function (GO): rRNA binding; rRNA (pseudouridine) methyltransferase activity
Source: RefSeq, a predicted model, not a curated record